This is a messenger RNA of Entrophospora candida, 185 nucleotides long. The record is from the annotation of a GenBank genome assembly. Lineage: Eukaryota; Fungi; Glomeromycota; Glomeromycetes; Entrophosporales; Entrophosporaceae.
CACAUCGUCGUAGACUUAUGGAUGAAUGGAAUGCCUGGCGUAAGCGUGUUGAGAAAGAAUUGAAUGAAGAGAGAGAAAAAGCAGGCUUCAAACCAACUUCAAAAAAUGUUGAAGAAAAUGUUGAAAUUGUUGAAGAAUGGAUUGAAGAGGUUGUGGAAGAACUUGAAGAAGUUAUUGAUGAUUAA